CGCCGCCGCCGCCGCCGCCGCCGGGAUCGUCAGGCCGGAGCCGCGCGGCCAAGCGAGCGGCGGGCGGCAGGCGGCGGGGAGGGCUCGGCGGCGGGGAGGCUCGCGGCGCCCGGGCCGACGGGGUCCGCCCGGGCCGGCAGCGUCCGCCGGGCGGCGGGGAGGAGGGAGCCGCGCAGACAAAGAGCGGCGCCUGGGCGGGCGCAGCGCGGCCGCCGCCCCGGGACCCGCGCCGCUGCCCUCCGGCCUCCGCGGGCGGCCCACUGCGAGAUUUUCAUAGGUUCGUUUUAUACGAGCGAUGUCCCAGGCCAUCAAUCUCUGCUGAGCUUUUGCGCUGGAUUUGAGAGUUUGGAGAAUCCCAGCGGCCUUGUCACUUCAGAGGUGUGUUCAGCUGAACAAUUGCAUCUUUCUGGAGAGUUCUGCAUUUCGCCAGUCACCUCUUGUAACUGUGUGCCAAAGAAGGACUCCAUGAAAGAUGACAGAGGAAGUCAUUGUCAUAGCCAAGUGGGACUACACGGCCCAGCAGGACCAGGAGCUCGACAUCAAAAAGAACGAGCGCCUGUGGCUGCUGGAUGACUCCAAGACGUGGUGGCGGGUGCGGAAUGCGGCCAACAGGACGGGGUACGUGCCGUCCAACUACGUGGAACGCAAGAACAGCCUGAAGAAGGGCUCGCUGGUGAAGAACCUCAAGGACACCCUAGGCCUGGGCAAGACCCGCAGGAAGCCGAGCGCCAGGGACGCAUCGCCGACGCCCAGCACGGACGCCGAGUACCCCUCCAAUGGCAGUGGCGCUGACCGCAUCUACGACCUCAACAUCCCAGCCUUUGUCAAGUUCGCCUACGUGGCCGAGAGGGAAGACGAGCUCUCUCUGGUGAAGGGCUCGCGCGUCACCGUCAUGGAGAAGUGCAGCGACGGCUGGUGGCGGGGCAGCUUCAACGGGCAGAUCGGCUGGUUCCCGUCCAACUACGUGCUGGAGGAGGCGGACGAGGCCGCCGCGGAGUCCCCGAGCUUCCUGAGCCUGCGGAAGGGCGCCUCCCUGAGCAACGGCCAGGGGGCCCGGGUGCUGCACGUGGUGCAGACGCUGUACCCCUUCAGCUCCGUCACCGAGGAGGAGCUCAACUUCGAGAAGGGAGAGACCAUGGAGGUGAUCGAGAAGCCCGAGAACGACCCAGAGUGGUGGAAAUGCAAAAACGCCCGGGGUCAGGUCGGCCUGGUCCCCAAAAACUACGUGGUGGUCCUCAGUGACGGGCCGGCCCUGCACCCUUCGCACGCCCCGCAGAUCAGCUACACCGGCCCCUCGACGAGCGGGCGCUUCGCGGGCCGGGAGUGGUACUACGGCAACGUGACGCGCCACCAGGCCGAGUGCGCGCUCAACGAGCGGGGCGUGGAGGGCGACUUCCUCAUUAGGGACAGCGAGUCCUCGCCCAGUGACUUCUCCGUGUCUCUCAAAGCGUCAGGGAAGAACAAGCACUUCAAGGUGCAGCUCGUGGACAACGUCUACUGCAUCGGGCAGCGGCGGUUCCACAGCAUGGACGAGUUGGUGGAGCACUACAAGAAGGCGCCCAUCUUCACCAGCGAGCACGGGGAGAAGCUCUACCUCGUCAGGGCCCUGCAGUGACGGCGGCGCGGCGGCCUCCGCGCCCUGGCUGCCCUCCGGAGCCCUGCGGUCGCCCUCGCGGCGGUCCUGCCGCAGCUCCUGAGCCCGCCGCCCGUUCCAUCGCCACCCCAGGCCCUCGCAGCCACGCCCGGCCAGCUUUAGAGGGCAGGCGGACGGGGCGUGCCUGCCCACCUGAGCCCUGUCCAGUUGGAACAGCGGUUGUCCGUGCAGAUCGCCCCACAGAACUCCCCCACCAAGCGACAUCGGUGCGGCGGAGGGCACGGGAGCGCCCAGCGUGCGAGUGAACACAGCGCUCCCCGGUGUGGCGGCCUGAGCCCCGGCUCCCUCGAUCCGGAUCCUGGCCCAGACGCGGCUCCCACGCUGCAGGGCGCAGUUGCGUUUGAGGAUAGCAAUACUGGAACGCCGGGUUGGUGGCAGGGAGGAACUGUCCAGUGCCUUCGAGGCUGUGCUUGCAAUAAAGAGAAUUCCCAUGAGAGUCAGUCUGCAGAAGAGGGACCCUGUCGCAGAAAGACAGGUUUUGGUAAUUGACCCCCAGAUGUGCCAUCGCCUAGUGCUGCUUCCUCUCGCCCUUCGGCUUGUUUGAAUUUCACAAUUAUGUAUUUAAUUCUCAAAGUAAGAUGUAUCUGUAGCCGUUUGUUGACACUAAUAACAGAUGAUUAAGGAAAACAGCUGAUCUUUGGGGAAGGGGAGAUAGGAAUACUUUAUACACACACACUAUAUAUAUAUAAUACGUGUAUAUUAUAUAUAUAUAUAUAUAAUUUGCUUUACAGGGAAAUUUUUCAGGGUUUACAAAAGAAUAUGUGAUUGGUAGUAAAAGACACAGAAUGUUUAUGAAAAAAUUGCAUUUUCUUUUUUUCUUUACAUUUGAACUUCUUUAUAGUUGAAAUAUACAGUCUUGAGAUGGCACAUUCCUACAAUUGAAGAAGGGGUCUUGAGAUCCCCUAAACUUGCAUACCCAGUUUUUUGGAUAUUGUAAUAAAAAAGAAGUAUUA
Messenger RNA from Sciurus carolinensis (gray squirrel), 2607 nucleotides. RefSeq names its product NCK adaptor protein 2 (gene Nck2). The coding region runs from base 473 to 1615 and encodes 380 amino acids. NCBI's taxonomy places the organism in Eukaryota, Metazoa, Chordata, Mammalia, Rodentia, Sciuridae. The transcript is spliced from 5 exons. The record is from RefSeq and is a predicted model, not a curated record. Gene Ontology annotation, biological process: positive regulation of endoplasmic reticulum stress-induced intrinsic apoptotic signaling pathway; negative regulation of PERK-mediated unfolded protein response; negative regulation of endoplasmic reticulum stress-induced eIF2 alpha phosphorylation. Gene Ontology annotation, molecular function: protein binding.